AUGGAUGCCAGAGCAGGGAGUAACCGGGCUGUGGUAGUGUCCGUGGCCCAGUUUGACCCCGGCGUGAGUCUGGGGGACAGGGCCGGAGCCCAGAAAGACGCCAAGAGGCUUCACGGCACCCUCAGCAGGCGAGGCUUCGAGGUGGAGCUGCACAGCGACCUGAGCGGUGACGAAAUCUACGAGCUGUUUGUGCAAGAGAGCAGGCGGCCCGUGAAGGACUGCUUCCUGGCUGUCUUGUCGUCUCACGGGGAGGAGGACUGCGUAUUCGGAGCCGACGGCAAACCCGUCCGGCUGUCUCGGAUCUUCGCAUAUUUUGACAACGAGUGCAUGGAGAAUAAGGCCAAAGUGUUCCUCAUACAGGCGUGUCGCGGAGACGCUCUGGAUGAUGGAGUGGAGGUGGACUCGGCCGGUGACGCCACCGACUGCAGCUUCUCCCUCCACCUCUCAGUUCCUGUAGAUACAGCUGUGAUGUAUGCCACGCCCCCAGGUUACGGAGCCUUCAUGAGCCCGCUUGGAUCCGUCUUCCUUCAGACGUUCUGCACUUUGUUGGAGGACGAGGCCCAUCAGAACCUGGAGCUGACUCGCCUGAUGACCCGCCUCUCCCACAGGGUGGCCUACACCUUCCAGGCCAAAGGUCGUGAGCUGGGCGGGAAGAAAGAGAUGCCGUGCUUCCUGACACGACUGACCAGAGAGGUGUUCCUGUCCUCAGAGUCAGAGAGAGAAGAUCUCUGAUCCUGGGAAAGGUUUUCCUAAAGUUCUUGAAGAUGUUGUGUCACCAUUUUUUGAGAAGUUUCACAAACUUCAGCUGUUCAUUGAUCCACUUUAAUGCGACUGCAAUA
Molecule: messenger RNA, 839 nt
Organism: Maylandia zebra (zebra mbuna)
Lineage: Eukaryota; Metazoa; Chordata; Actinopteri; Cichliformes; Cichlidae
Product: caspase-7-like
Biological process (GO): proteolysis
Molecular function (GO): cysteine-type endopeptidase activity
Source: RefSeq, a predicted model, not a curated record